CUCCGCUCUACGCUCUCCACGCCGCCCAUGUCGUACGCUCCGCAGCCCGGCACUCGCCAGGCGCCGCCGCCCGGCAGCGGCACGCCCUCGUCGCGGCCAUACGCGCCCAUGCCCUCGGCCGCCGCGCGUCCGUCCGCCGCCGCUGCCUCAGGGCCGUCCAGUGCUGCCGCCGCCGCCGCGCUGGCUGCCAGCCGCAAGCGAGCGGCCGCCGACGGCCUCAGCGCCGAUGCCGCCUCGCUGCGUGCUGCCAAGCGCGGUCGCCCCACCAGCCGCGCUCUGCCGCCCAGCCUGGCGCGCGUCGUGCCCGAGAGCGCCAUGUAUGCCGACCUGCUGCGCAUCGAGCGCGCCGUCGACUGGACCGUUGCACGCAAGCGCGCAGAGGUCGGCGACUCGCUCAGCCGCACGCCAAAGAUGAAGCGCACGCUGCGCAUCUUCCUCUCCAACACGUGCGCCAACCAGACGUUCCAGCGCGACGAUGCCGACGCGCCCGCUGCAGCGGAGGGUGCUGAUGGUGAUGCAGCCGAGGGAGAGGGCGAGGCCGCCAAGGCAGCCGCCGCCGCUGCGACAACCGGCAGCGGCGACGACAAGAUCCCUUCGUGGACGCUGCGCAUCGAGGGUCGGCUCAUGGAGCCAGCCUUCCGUUCCCGCGCCGCUUCGUCGCAGGCAGCCACCGCUGCCGCCGCGCGUGCUGGCGCUCAGCGCUUCUCCAAUCUGGUGCGCACCGUCGUGGUGGAGCUGCAGCGCGACGCGGCGCUCUACCCGGCACAGAGCAACAUCGUCGAGUGGCACCGGCCAAUGCAGACGGCGCUGCCUGAUCGCGCUUCGGCUGCGACGGGCCCGGCUGGCACUGGAGAGCCGCCGCUGGUCUCGGCGGGCGAGCCGUCGCUCGAUGGUCUGGAGAUCAAGCGCAGCGGCAGCAGUCCCGUCAAGGCGCGUAUCGUGCUUUACCCCGCCCACACGCCGGAGCGCUACGCUCUUGCGCCCGAGCUCGCGGCGCUGCUGGACGUGCGCGAGGAGACGCGCGCCGGCAUCAUUGCUGCGCUCUGGGGCUACGUCAAGGCACGUUCGCUGCUUGACGAGAAUGACCGGCGCUACAUUCGCUGCGACGAGGCAUUGGGACGCAUCUUCAAGACGGAGCGCAUUGCCUUCCACCACGUGCCGGAGGUGAUCAACCGGCAUCUGCACCCUGCUCAGCCCAUCGUGCUCGAGUACUGGAUCCGCACCGACGUUGCGGAGCACAAGCACCAGACGGCCUAUGACAUCGAGCUCGACCUCGAUGACUGGGCCACGCGCAAGGCGCGUGAAAAGGUCAUGGAUGCGUUUGAGCCCGCCGGAGAGGCGGCUGCCGAGAUCGCAGAGCUUGACGACCGGAUCGCACAAGCCAGUGCUUCGCUGCACACGCACGCGCUGGCGCGCGACUUCCUCGCCACGUUCGCUCAGUCGCCGCAGGCGCACCUGCGCAGCUGGCUGGCGAGCCAGAGUCGCGAUCUGGACAUUGUACUGGGCGCGCAGAUCGCCGGUGCAGCGGCGGGCGGCGGCGCAGGCGUGGGCGCUGGCAUCGGCGACGAGGAAAUGCGGCGCGCUGAGACGUUCAAGGGCAAGUGGGUUGAUGAGGCAGUCAUCGUGCACGAGUCAGCUCGCUACGCCGAGAGGCUGCAGGGCCUGCAGAGCCAGCCGGCACUGCCCGUCACGGGCCCGGCGCCCGGCAUGGGCAGCAUGCCGCCGCAGGGCCGGCCCGGCGGCGCCGGUGGCAUGAUGCCGCCGCAAGGGCAGCCGCGCCACGGCGUGCACACGCCGCAGCAGACGCCUAUGCAGCCGCUGCGGCGGUAGGGCUCCAUCUCGCGCAUUCUCAGUCUCACUCGUCUCGCGGUCGUAAUGUCACACCUUUCUCUCGC
Molecule: messenger RNA, 1895 nt
Organism: Tilletiopsis washingtonensis
Lineage: Eukaryota; Fungi; Basidiomycota; Exobasidiomycetes; Entylomatales
Exons: 4
Coding region: 28-1830 (600 amino acids)
Biological process (GO): regulation of transcription by RNA polymerase II
Cellular component (GO): SWI/SNF complex; nucleus
Source: RefSeq, a predicted model, not a curated record